UCGUGAACGUAAACUAAAGAUCCUGCACAACCAGAUAGUAAUCGCUUAGCGACCUCGGAAUACUCCAAAUCAAUGCAGUUGAUGCCCAUUCCCGUUCUCGUUCCAUGGGCUGGCUUCCGUGAAAGAACCCCGCGGUGGCUCUUAUCUUAUCGAUAAGUGAGACGGGACAAGCCCCUGUCGCCCCUCCAUCAAUUUUCGAGACCCAACGGAUGGAAUCGACUGACUCACACGGAAAGACCAACCUCCGAUAACAACACCCUGCGAACUCAUCAACUUGAUGAUACCCCUUGACACUGUCUCAUCCUUGAAAUAAGAGCAUAGAAGUGCAUUAGACUCCUGGCCGCCUCAACUCACAGACUCGGCGCCCCCCUCUGAUCCAUUCUACGCCAAACUUCGACACCUCGACGUCCUUUGACAAUUGCGAAUCCGCCGCGCAACAUGGCCGACACUGUAGCCGACGCUGCUGCCAAGUUGCAGCUCGGCGAGGGCUCGCCAGACAAUGGGGCGAAACUGCAGCUAGAUGAAGAAACGGGAGAUUGGGUUUCCAAGGGCGAACUGAAGAAACGCCUGGCAAAGCGCGCGAAAAAGGCGCUGAAGGAGAAGAAUAAGGACUCGAAUGACACGGCAGCGGCACUCAAGACCGCCCAGGAUGCUGUCGCGACAAAGAAGCCUAAAGAGAAGACGGAGGAGGCGCCCAUUGAUCCCGAUGCAAUGUUCAAGCAGGGCUUUCUCAACGACGUCUACAACGAGCGCCCAGAGAAACAAGUGUUUACACGGUUCCCGCCCGAGCCCAAUGGCUUCCUCCAUAUCGGCCACGCCAAAGCCAUUGCUGUAAAUUUUGGCUUUGCUCGGUAUCAUGGCGGAAAGUGUUACCUGAGAUACGACGAUACCAACCCUGAGGCCGAAGAAGAGAUCUACUUUACCGCAAUUGAGGAGAUGGUUCGCUGGUUAGGAUUUGAGCCUUACAAGAUCACCUAUUCGAGCGACAACUUUGGCAGGCUGUACGAGCUGGCUGAGAAGCUCAUCACGCUUGGCAAGGCCUAUGUCUGCCACUGUGGAGAUGAGGAGCUCAAGAUGCAGCGCGGCGGGGAAAAGGGAACCAGUCCCCGCUAUCGCUGCGAGCACGCCGAGCAGUCAGUAGAGGAGAACCUAAGAAAGUUCCGGGAUAUGCGUGACGGGAAGUACAGGCCAAGGGAAGCGUUCUUACGCAUGAAGCAGGACAUCACAUCCGGUAACCCCCAAAUGUGGGAUCUCGCGGCUUACCGUGUGCUCGACAAGCCCCAUCAUAGGACUGGGACCCAGUGGAAGAUUUACCCAUCCUAUGACUUUACUCACUGCCUGUGCGAUAGUUUUGAGGGCAUCACCCACUCACUCUGCACCACAGAGUUCUUCCUCAGUAGGACCUCUUACGAAUGGCUGAACCAGCAGCUUGUUGAGUUCCAGCCCAUGCAGAGAGAAUAUGGCCGUCUCAGCAUUUCGGGGACUAUCCUAUCGAAGCGCAAGUUGAAGGAGAUGGUGGACAAGAAGAUCGUCCGGGGGUGGGACGAUCCACGUCUUUACACCCUGAUCGCAGUUCGCCGCAGAGGUGUCCCUCCCGGCGCUAUCCUCGAAUUCGUCAACGAGUUGGGCGUCACGACGUCGAAUAGCAUUAUCCAGAUUGCCCGAUUCGAGCAGAGCAUCCGACGGUACCUCGAGCGGACAGUACCCAGGUUGAUGCUUGUUCUAGACCCGGUACCGGUCGUUAUCGAAGACGCAGACGAGUUCGACGGUACUGAGCUCACAAUACCCUUCUCACCAAAGAACCCCGCGAUGGGCGACCACAAGAUCAAGUUCACCAAGACUGUGUACAUUGACCGGUCAGAUUUCCGUGCGGUUGAUAGCAAGGAUUACUUCCGUCUGGCGCCCGGCAAGACGGUAGGCCUGCUCCAGGCCCCGUUCCCCAUCAAAGCCACAAGCUUCACCAAGGACGAGGCUACGGGCAAGGUCACCGAGAUUCGUGCCGUCUUUGACCGGGAAACGAAGAAGCCCAAGACAUUUAUCCAGUGGGUGCCGGCCGAGGGCUCAGGCUCCCGGAGAUGCGAAGUGCGCGUCUACAACCCGCUCUUCAAGUCGGAGAACCCGGCAGCUGCUGAAGGCGGGUAUCUCAACGAUAUCAACCCGGAUAGUGAGGUAGUGUACCCGAACGCGAUGAUCGAAUCGGGCUUUGACGAAGUCAAGGCGCGGGCACCCUGGCCCGAGGCGGCCGGCGAGGACAAGCUCGGCAAGGGCGGCCCCGAAUCGGUGCGGUUCCAGGCCAUGCGGGUUGCGUACUUUUGUGUGGAUUCGGAUAGCACAGAGGAUAAGAUUGUUCUCAACAGGAUUGUCUCUCUGAAAGAGGACAAGGAAAAGAGCUGAUUUAGUUUUUCAUCUGUGUGGCGAUAACUGAAACUAGCGGUAUUGUUUUUCGUAGGUAGAUAGCCUGAACUCGAAGAAGGCUUGGUCAUUGCAGCAGUUCUGCCUAUAUCGGCCGUUUGCUACCGAUUGCUAACGCUUUUGCUCUUCUCCCC
Molecule: messenger RNA, 2546 nt
Organism: Canariomyces notabilis
Lineage: Eukaryota; Fungi; Ascomycota; Sordariomycetes; Sordariales; Chaetomiaceae
Product: glutaminyl-tRNA synthetase
Exons: 6
Coding region: 439-2394 (651 amino acids)
Biological process (GO): glutaminyl-tRNA aminoacylation; translation
Cellular component (GO): cytosol; cytoplasm
Molecular function (GO): ATP binding; glutamine-tRNA ligase activity
Source: RefSeq, a predicted model, not a curated record